Molecule: messenger RNA, 4700 nt
Organism: Girardinichthys multiradiatus
Lineage: Eukaryota; Metazoa; Chordata; Actinopteri; Cyprinodontiformes; Goodeidae
Product: sphingosine kinase 1-like
Exons: 5
Coding region: 293-1957 (554 amino acids)
Biological process (GO): cellular response to growth factor stimulus; sphingosine biosynthetic process; negative regulation of apoptotic process
Cellular component (GO): membrane; cytoplasm; intracellular membrane-bounded organelle
Source: RefSeq, a predicted model, not a curated record
UCUUUACUUAGCUCAAAAUCCAUAUGUUUGAUUAAUUUUGCUUAACAUCUAUUUGUUUUAUUAAACUUGAACUUCAGUGUUCUCGCAGGUAGCUAAAAUGUGACUAUUAUUUUGAAAUCCAACCGGAUCAAGAGGGUCAUAUUCCUGGAAACUUGACAAAGGUCCGAGCAGUGGGAGCCUUCUCACUCAGUCGCAGUCUCCGCUCCGCUCACGUCACAUCAGCGAUGUGAUAGCCCAGCUCGAGCUGUGUCCCGGAUCCCAUCCGCGUCUCACACUCUGACAUCCGAACAGGAUGGACCAGUGGACAUCUGAAUCUGACUUGAUAACCGCUUCCAGUCCUGUUACCUUGUACGGAGAAUUUACAUUGAUCAGCAACCGAAAAGUCAGGUGUUUCGUAAACCUGACCGAGAAGGACCUCAUCGUCCAGAGGCUCGCGUCAGCACCUGUCGGUCGGAAAAAAGUGGUGCUGAGUCUGGGGGACUGCGUCGGCUGCCGGGCUUACCGAGAGGAUGACAAGGCAGACCCGUCAGCGUACUUUGCAGCCUACUUUUACCCGCUGAGGAAACGCCGCUGGAUGAAUUCUGCGCCGUGGCGGCAGCGCGUGGAGCAGUGCUUUCGGCUCGCGGCGCUCCAGGACCCGCACGCUAACCUGGAGGAGGCAGAGAAGUGGGCUCGAGCCGUUCGAGAACGCUCUGCCCGGCAACAGCGCCUCAGAGACGGGGUGUUGCUGAGCUCGUUGCCCCGUCCAUGCCGGCUGAUGCUGUUUGUGAAUCCACAGAGCGGGAAAGGACACGCACUCACCUUGUACAAUAGCCACAUCCAGCGAAUGCUCAAUGAGGCUGGAGUUAUACCCACACUCAUUAUCACUGAGAGGCAGAAUCAUGCCCGGGAGCUUGUGAGAGAAGCUGACCUGUCGCAGUGGGACGCUUUAGUCAUCAUGUCAGGAGACGGACUUCUGCACGAGGUGAUAAAUGGUCUGCUGGAAAGACCAGACUGGGGGGACGCCAUCUGCACACCACUGGGGAUCCUUCCUGGUGGAUCAGGCAAUGCCUUAGCUGCAUCUAUACAUUACUACUCUGGAGUCUCUCAAGUCACCAGCGAGGACCUCCUGCUCAGCUGUGGUUUCCUGCUCUGUAAUGGACUGGUGUCUCACAUGGACCUGGUCUCCCUCCACCUGUCCUCCGGCCAUCGCCUCUUCUCCUUCCUUUCCCUGGCCUGGGGCUUUGUGGCGGAUAUCGAUGUAGAGAGUGAGAAGUAUCGUCACGCCGGAGCCGCCCGGUUCACCAUUGGCACAUUAGUGAGGUUGGCAUCUCUCCGCAUCUACAAAGGUAGGCUGGCUUACCUGCCUGCCAGCAAGGGGAACAAUAUGGACAAAAGUGUGCAGAACGGAGCAGCAGCGUGCUCCACAAAUCCACCCUCCUGCUUGAAAGUGUCCUCUGCCCCAAGAAAAUUAUUAGAAGAUUCCUGCCCCAACAACACCUGCCACUCCAACAACUCUCUGAAACUGAGGAGGUUGGAGGGGAGAUCUCCCCGAAGUGCCACCAAGGACCUCCCCGGCCCACCUGACACUCUGCUGCCACCUCUGGAUCAGCCACUGCCGUCUGACUGGGUGCUGGUGCCAGAGGAAGACUUUGUCCUCAUGCUGGCCAUGUAUCAGUCCCACCUGGCGGAGGAUCUUCUGGCAGCCCCUGACGCCCUCUUGGAUGACGGAGUCAUUCAUCUUUUCUACGUCACCGCGGGCAUAUCUCGCAGGGCUCUGCUUAGACUGUUUUUAGCUAUGGAGAAGGGUGCACAUGUGGAUACAAACUAUCAACAUCUGGUGCACGCUAAGGUGCGGGCGCUCAGGCUGGAGCCCGGUUCAGGCAAAGGGGUCAUAACAGUGGAUGGAGAAGUAGUGGAAUAUGGUCCGAUUCAGGCCGAGGUGCACAGAGGCCUGGGGAGGCUAAUCAGUGGAUGAAACUGACAGCGCCGGCAGCUUUCAUCUCUGCUUUAUGAAGCUAAAGCUGCCUAAUGAACAUGUUGAUGUCUGAAAUGUUCAGGUACAGGAGUGAAGUAGUGGAUGAUACACUGACAGCAUAUUUCAGCUGCUUUUUCAGCCUGUUAGCAGCCUUAAGGGCAAAACACAUGCUUCAUCUAAAGAGGCUGUGCUGUUGGACUUAACAGCAAGAUAGUGUUUAGCCAAACACCCUAAUGAUAUAUUUAGCAUUUUUACUUUCCCAAAUUAGGCAUCUGGCUCAUGUCUAAAAACAGUAUUGUCUUGCACAUUAAAUUCACACUUUAGAUUUAAAGCAGUGGCUUAAACUGAUGGAACAGAUGUUUCAUAAAUGUUCUCACUGGAUUUAACUAGGCUCUGAAUGCCUGAUCGUUGCCCACAGACUGAAACAGAUAAAGUCUCCAGGAGUUCCAGCGUUCCACCGAUUAAAUGAUAGCUCAGGCACCUGUGCUGACAGCAUUCAGACUUCUGAUACUAAUAAGAUCAAAAUUAUACUACCAAUUCUUAGCAAUUGUGCCAGAGUUUGUUUAAAUCAAAUUAAACCUGUCAAGUGUGAACACACACUUGAAAUCCAGUGUCGAACCAGGCUGCUGCAGGUGAAGCAACGAGCUGUUGUGUUUAUCAGAUACAGAACCUUGCAAAAGUAUUUCCUCCAACCUUUUCAAGUCUUGUUACAUUACAGCAACAGAUCUGACUGUAGCUGAUGAGGGUUUUAUGAUAGACGGACACAGAGUAGGACUUAAUUGUGAAGUGGGAGGAAAGGAUAAAUGGUUUGGAGUUUAUGUAUUACUAACUAACUUCUAAUGGUGGCUGAUUGUAUUUAGGGCGUUCUGAGUGAAGAGGAUUGACUACAUUUCUCAGAUUUGAAUGUAAAUAACCUUUAUCCAUGUAGCAUUUUAAUUCCACUUUACAAUUAGGCAUGACUUUGUGUUGCUUUUUCACAGAAAAUCCCUAAUAAAACACACUGAGGUUUGUGGUUCAAAUUAAAGGGUGUGAAUACUUCUGCAGGGUGCUGUAAUAUCAGACUGUUCAGCAGGACUAAACAGUUCAUCUCACUGUGCUUUAUAAACCUACACACAUCCAUCAUCUUGUUUCACCGUUCUGAGCCAAGCUUUAAAGUGGAUGAAAUAUUAAUAGGCUUAUUUAUUGAAUAUUAAACACCCUGUAGCUCUGUCUGAGAAGACUUGAGCUACAACCCAAACAGCGAAUCAUGUCCCUCGUUAUUCUGCUGUGGCUCAUAUUGUUGGCUGUUGCUGCAUGGCAGCGUCAGUCCAGUCUUAUGCAACAGCAUGGGAUUAGUUGCAUGGGUGUAUUGGUGCUCUACAGGACAGUGGAGGCUGUGUGUGUGAAUGUACCUCAAACACUCAGUCAAACCCAGAAGGCUCUGGUUCUGCUUUAACCUGACAGAUCACUGCCACAGGUCGCUGUUUAGUCUCCUCAGGAGCUAAGGAGCCACAGACAGGAAGCUGCUGCUCCAGAAUAGUAAACUAAACAGUGUCUGAGUAUUUAGUUGGGGUCUCACUGAAGCAGCUUCUAAUGGAUGGUUUUGUUUUUUAAAUGCCUCAGUGGAUUUCAUGCUGCUGCGUCCUUCUGUGCAUCCCAAGACUCCAGUCCUACUAAUCUGCUGCAGUGGUUCAGCUUCAUGUUCAUCAGGGUGUCUCUGCAGAUCGCCACACACUGACCAUCACCACCAAGGUGUCUUUAAAAUGUAACUGUGGAAGUUGGAAUUGUUUAAACAUGUAUGUUAAAUUCAUAACCUCACUGUCCCGCCGCUAAGGCAGAAGGCGGCAGACGGUGACAUGUUUUUAAGCUGGUUUGUAUAUCGUUACUGUUUGACUCAAUAAGACCAAUUUAUUUCUGUAGUGUGCUUGCUACCAUCUUAGGACAUAACUGUGGGCUUUGUGAUGUUAGCUCAUGAGGGACUCUGCUGCAGGAGAGGAAACGAUUAUCUGAGAUGGGAACUUAAAAUCUGGUUCUUCUAUUUUCCUUUCAGCUGUUAUUUCAUGGGACAAAGGUCUGCAGCAGCACAGCAUGAGGUCAGACUGAAAGAUUUCCUCACUAGAACCUUAGUUACGUUUUCCCACUGAAUAAAACAACCCAGUUUUACACUUUGUUACAUAUUUUAGAACACCGGUGCAUCCAUUUUCCGAGCUGUGGUAGAUGUUUGGUUUGACGUGCCUUGACUCUGCUGCCUCUUAGUGGUUAAAAUGUGCUGCUGCACCUACUUAUUCGUGCUAUCUGCUCGAAUUCUUUUUUUUUUUAAAUCUUACUAGUUUAUUUUAUUAUUGAAUAAGUAUAAAAAUGAAAGAUGGUUUUAUUUUGAGGGUAACUGCAGUGAUGUUUUUAUAAAUCUGCUUUGGAGCUUUAAACCCAAACAAGCCGUCAAAUCAUCCGGUCUGGAGGGGAACCGACAGUCCAUAAUAAAGAGUUGACCUGGUCCUGUAGGUCAACGAGGGACAGUAAAUGUUUUCUUGUGAGCGAGUGACCCUGCUCCAUUUCUGCUGUUGUGUAUUUAGAUAUUUAUGGUGAAGAAACAUAGUUUGAAUAUUUCUCUGGAAAACUGACAACUGAAUGAGUCAUUUUUAAUCAAAGAGAGAUCUAUUUUCUUUUAUUUUUUAUUUUAAACAAAUGUCUAUGUUUUCUAUUAAACUGAAGAAUCUGCACGACUGCUUUUGAUUAAAACCUAAAUAAAGACAAACUGCUUGUG